ACAGAAAAAAAUAAUAGAAAAAAAGUUGCAAUUCUGUAGUACAGCAUCUUCACGUUUUUAUUCUGUGCUUCCUAUAUUCAAGGGAUUUCCUAGCAAGAAUAGAAACAUCUGCAAUAGCAGCUCCUAUUUAUGUUAAUCUUUUCCAAUCAGCAUGCAGCCUGAAAUAAUUACAAUAAAUGCACUGUCUGCUUCAAACACUCACAACUUCCAUUUAUUUCAGGCUUCUUUGCUUCGCAAGUCUGAGAACAUAAUCCUUCAUUCUGCUCUGCUUCUUCUCCUUUGCAUGAAUUUAUCCAACAGUAUCUUUUGUGAGCUUCAUUAACAAUGGUCAUGCCAUGAUAAAUUACAUAAAUUGAGAAGUUUUUAAUUAACUAAGUUAACAAAGCAACCCCACACAGCAUAAUAAAUUUAAUUAGGUAACAUUUUCCUGUAAUAAGUUUACACACGAGGUGUGUAAUGAAGUAGACCAGAGUAAAAUCUGUAAUCGGAAGGUUUUUAGAUUUUAUAGCUGCACAAAUAAUUUCUUUUUAAAAAAGGUAUUUUUGAAAGAUCAUGUGCUAAACAUACCUUGUUGUGCUAAGGAUUAUGCAAACUUGGCAGAAAAACAAUAGUUACUGACAAAGACAUGACUAAGAGCAUGUUUGAACAGAAGAAGACAUCUUCCAGUCUUUCCCCCUCUGCUUCUGCCAGAGCUGCUCCCCAAGUCAGGGUCAUUUUCUCCAGCUUGGCAGUGGUGCUUUGGCUCUGGUUGGUGGUUUUUUUUUUGGUUCUGGGCAGAAUUUACGGGUGUUUUUGGUCAAAUUGUCUAAUGUAUGUUGUAUAAAGAGCACAUUCAGAGCAGAGUCUCCUUGCUGGUGCUGUGUGCUUUUAGCUGGGCUGCUUGCCCAGGUAUGUGGGAAGGAAAAGAAAGAUCAGUCUUGGCUCAUGUGUGGAGUGCUGUGGAGUGACUUCUCAGGUGUCCUCUGCAGCUAACAGCAUCUGUCUUUGCUUUUUUUUUUCCCUAAACUUGCAUCCAAAAAUAUUAAGAUUGUUAUCCCCUGCCUCCUACCCUCCUACACAGCCCAGCCAGGCUGCUUUUGCUUGGGCAAUGCUCCCAUCUAAGGAAUUUGGUUCAAAAAUAAGAACUUUGCUUUUCCUUUAUGUCCAGGACAGCUUUGUGACAGUAAAUGGUACUCUGAUUUUUGAUGGCGAGACAAGGAAGCAAUUAAACAAAAAACAGUGGGAUAGGACACAGAAAGGAAAUCUUUAUUUUAUCAAUAUUGGUUUGCAUUUCUCCAAGACUCUCUGCAGUCACAGAGAGCAGUGCAAAGGGAGUAUGUGGGUACAUUACAUUUACUGUUUUGGUUUGGUGAUGCAUAAAGUCAGAGUAAGGUUUUGUAAUUGUCUUUCACAAGUGCAAAUGAGUGUGUAUUGAAGGCUGUGAAAAAGUUAUUAGUAUUUAUUAUCUCUGUGAAGUGUCCUUUUUAUAUUUUAAUUUAGGGAUGAUUUAGAGUGGCAAGUUUGAUGUCAGCAACAUAUACAGUUUGGGGUGGAUCUCUGGUUUUUGGAGCCCACUCACAUUGUUUAUCAUCAAACUCUGAAACCAGGGAAUGGGACUUUUGGACAUUCUGUGAAAAAUACAUAGCACUACAUCAUCUGAUUUGUGUGUGCAUGUAAUUAUUCCGCUAUCUGCAAGAGCAGUGUAGUAUUUAACCAGGUGAGGUCUGUUGUGAAGAUGGAAUGGCACCUUACCUGAACUGGUAUAUAACUCCUAAGAAAGGUCAUAAAAUUGUGUGAGGUAGAUCUCUUGCAGUUUUCUGACUCACAGACUACAGUUAAUUGUCCAUCAGAAGGCAUUAUAAAGCAUACCAGCGUGUGUAUACAUCCUGUCUCUCUCUGUUCCUGCCUUUUUACAAUCAAGACUGAAGCAGCUGUAAUUUUAGAGAAGGUAGGAGGGCAUAAAGUUUAUGUAGCAGAAGCACAUCCAUUUUACAGAAAAUGUCCCACUUAAGUUUUAGGGUUCUACCUGAACAGUUUGAACAGUUGCCAGACACACUCCCAAGCUUGUAGGGUAUUGCACAGAAAUCAUGACUGUACUCCUUUGCAGAAUUCGAGAUAACCUGCAGCACGCAUGGUAGUCUGGUGACAAAGAGGGACACACAGAUCUGGAGAGCAAAACAAAGUGAAAGAGUGGAUAGGAACCAAAAGUAGGGAGGGAAAUUAGUGAAGAAAAUACAGGAAUUAAAAUACAAAGUGUUGGCUGAGAAAAGCAGCUCACCAGCAGUCACUCGCUAGGGUGAGAACGUUGUAUGUUCAAAAAGAGAUUCAAGCAGACCUUCCCUGGAGAUUUGUGAAUUUUCCAGGUGAAGGACCUUGGGAUGAGCAAGAAGACACUUUGCCUCCUAAAGUGUUAUAAGUUAGGUAGCUGAGGCAGAGGAAUUUUCUAAUAGUAUCUGGAAAAGCAGAUCUUAGAAAUUAAGGUCUUGAUGACAGGAGUAUGUCUAAUUAAUGCAUAAUGUAUUUUUGGAAUUACACAAUGUGUCAUAAGCCAAUUUUGUUCCAGUGGAAAUGUGACAUCUUCUCCCUUGUGAGUGAGGUUUCCAAAGGGCUGAAAAGCCAGGGAAAAUGGAAAGCAAAAAGUGAAAUUGUCAGGUGGAGAAGAAGAGCAUCGCCUGUGGUAUUUAAAUUGUAUAAAUUGGUGUUGAUGUAUCCUGCUCCUCAUCCCCUUCUGAUAGCUCUGUGUGUUUCGACUGCUACACUGACUGUUUUUCAUUUUCAGUCUGUUUCAGGACAGUAAAUUUUACCUUGACCUGUGAAGCCAGUCAUAUCCUUUUACACAGCAGUGACUUCCCAGGAAGCCGUAACAUGGAUCUGUACUGUUGCCAUGAAAUACAUGCUGUGCCUCUCAGCAGAUCUGUUUCUUAACUCACAAAAAUGUGUGCAAUAGGAUUUUACUGGGCUGCUGAAAACAUUUGAGCUGCAGUUUUACAUACUGUAUUCUUGUUCCUUCUGCUUUCAGGAUCUGGACUGUUUAGAAAGGAAAUGUAGAGUUAACAUUUGCAAUCUGAUGUGGUCUUCCUUUUCAGAAAAAAUACUCUUUCUGGCAUUCAUGUUGGGAGAGAGGAGCCAUCCUUUCCAAGACUUUCAGUAGAGGCAUGCUUCUAAGAAGCGUCUUGACCAUGAGGAAGCCCAUGUGCUAGGAACCAGUUUUUACUAAUCCCGCCGAAGAAAAUGAAGCCACGUUUCAGCUUUGCCGAUCCUUUUCCCACCCUGUCGGCUGAAUGAGAAAUGGUCGUGUGAUUAUGCUGACAGCCCAGCAUGCAUUUGGUAGACCUGUGGUUAACUCGUUCCCUCUCCAUGUGUCUGCUCUUACAAAGUUUUGUCCUCAUGAUACUGUGCUUUCAUUCUGCCAGUAUGUGCCCAAAAGGCUGCCUCUGUUCCCACUCCGGAGGUCUGAACGUCAGCUGUAGCAAUGCAAACCUCAAGGAGAUACCCAGAGAUCUUCCGCCAGAAACAGUCUUACUUUAUUUGGACUCGAAUCAGAUAACAUCUAUACCCAACGAAAUUUUUAAGGACUUGCACCAAUUGAGAGUCCUCAAUUUAUCAAAAAAUGGGAUUGAGUUUAUUGAUGAACAUGCCUUUAAAGGGGUGGCAGAAACCUUGCAGACUCUGGAUUUGUCCGACAACCGGAUUAAAAGCGUGCACAAAAACGCUUUCAACAACCUGAAGGCCAGGGCCAGAAUUGCCAACAACCCCUGGCACUGUGACUGCACGCUGCAGCAGGUGCUGCGGAGCAUGGCCUCCAACCACGAGACGGCCAACAACGUCAUCUGCAAGACCUCUGUGCUGGAUGAGCAUGCAGGGAGACCCUUCCUCAAUGCUGCCAACGACGCCGACCUCUGCAACCUCCCUAAAAAGACUACUGACUACGCCAUGCUGGUCACCAUGUUUGGCUGGUUCACCAUGGUGAUCUCCUACGUGGUUUACUACGUCCGACAGAACCAGGAGGAUGCAAGGAGGCACCUUGAGUACUUGAAAUCCCUGCCAAGCAGGCAAAAGAAACCAGACGAAGCUGAUGACAUUAGCACUGUGGUAUAGUAUUCUGAAUACAAUGACUGCCUUUGUGAUGGAAACUAGAGUUGGAAGACGCUAAAACCAGAGGUUUACUUCUAACCGUUCAUUGUAAACAUUAAGACUUUUGGGGCUUUUUUUUCCUGUUUAACUGAAUUACACCACUGUUGCGCUUUCUAACAGAAAGUUUUGUCCAGGUGGUAAACUUCAAUUAUUUCUCUGGUGGUAUCCUAAAACAAGUGAAUUAAUAUGUAAACAUUAGUUUAGACCCAUUCCACUAUUUAAUAACGAAAUUUAUUUUUUUAAUUUAAAAACCAAAUAAAAGCUUAAAUUUGAACCAUGUAAAGCAGAGUAAUUUAUUGAUCAGAAACUUGACCUGUGAGGUAGAAGGUGAGGGUGAUAAUGAAGUGGGCUGUGAGAGGUCCAGGACUGGAAAGUCCCCAAAGGGCACAUCUCACCUAUGGGUGCAAGGUGAGCAGCUGGUGAAUGGUGGCCCAUUUUGUGGGCUGUCUGCCAUGGUGGGAACAGGGCACAGUGUGGGCAGAGCAGAGUGCCCUGACUCUGAGUGUAAGGGACUGAUGCUUGCUUAACCUCUCGGAGGGCAUUUCAGCAGUGCUGGGGAGGAGGCAACCUCGAGGAGCUGCACCUCAGGACGUCAAAGAGAGGUAAGCCAGGAGGGAUAUGUGGUGGUCUUCAACUUACACCCACUUACUGCCUUGCAUGAGCUUCAGGCAGGUGACCUCAGCACUGAGGAGUACAGCAAGAAGGCAGCAGCAAGCUUAGUAUGCUGGUCAAACUAGAGUAUCACUAGUGAUAAUUUUUAAAAAAAUAUGGUGGGUUUAAGCUGUAUAUUGUUUCAUAAGUAAAUGUGAUUUCUAUUUUUUAGGGAGCAGCCUUUUAAAAAAUUGAAAGAAAUAAAUGAAUAUAUAGGCUAGGCAUAUUCUCUUGUGUGUUAGGAUAUAUGUAUGUUCUUGUAUGAUUUUGUGGCUAAACGUUUGGGAAAAUAGAAAGUCCACAUGAAGUUAAACUCAGCCUUGCAUAUGAAAUGGAUAUUUUAAAUCUCUGCUGUCUUUAAAAACACAGUGUUUUUCUCUUUUCAUAGGUAAAAUUUUCAAAGAGAACAAAUCCACAAGAACGUAUUCCUCUUGUCCUUUAUUACCAUAAUAAAAUGAUGCUUGUCUCUGGGUCCCUAUAGAUCCAGUCUAACUGACAUUGGAAUAUGUAUUACAGAAGGGUGGAUUAAAAAUGUAUAAAACACUGCUUUGCAAGAGAAAGUGUUAAAGGUCAGCCUUAAAAGAAUAGUAAAAACCCUCCAGAGUAAUCUCUCCGAUUAGUUUAUCUAUUACUUCUGUUGUGGUUCUGUUAUGAGGGCAGAAGCUUGUUUAUCUUAGUUUUUUUCAGAACACUGUUAAAAUAAUAGCUAAAACUUGUUUCAAAGCAAAUAACAGAAGAGGAAAAAAAAUUAAAUGGACAUAGAGUCAA
Motacilla alba alba is the source of this 5532-nucleotide messenger RNA. It is a transcript of the gene LRRC3B, whose product is annotated as leucine rich repeat containing 3B. The record is from RefSeq and is a predicted model, not a curated record. Gene Ontology annotation, molecular function: protein binding. Lineage: Eukaryota; Metazoa; Chordata; Aves; Passeriformes; Motacillidae. The transcript has 2 exons. The coding region runs from base 3298 to 4077 and encodes 259 amino acids.